Messenger RNA from Brassica rapa (field mustard), 1628 nucleotides. Its product is annotated as CASP-like protein 4A1. The record is from RefSeq and is a predicted model, not a curated record. Lineage: Eukaryota; Viridiplantae; Streptophyta; Magnoliopsida; Brassicales; Brassicaceae.
UGACCCCUUCUCGUCACAUACGGGAAACUCCUGUGACUGAUGGUACGAAAGAGUUUCUCGUUCUGUUGUAUGUGUGUACUUUUGAACAGAAGUUUUACUUAUUUAAACCUUUAACAUAUUGCGUUUUUAUUUGAAAAUCAUAUUACGAUUCAGAGAUUACGUUGAUUGUUAAAAAACUUGCAUCCUUCGUUAUUGUUUUUAAAGAAUUCCCUACCUCACUAUCCGAGACAUGCAUCUCGCAUUCUUAUGUGAAAUUUUAAGUUAAAGUGCAAAAAAUGUUAGUUAAUGGGACUUGUGUGUGAAAACAAAAGUAUAGGUUAAAAAGUGCAACAAGAUUAAUAGGACUUUUAUGUGUAAACAAUAGUUUAGUUUAGAAAUGUGAGAAAGGAUAAAGUUAAGACCCUUUUCACAAAUAUUUAUUAAAAAAGUUCGUCUGUCUCGUCUUCUUCCCCAAUUGAGUCAGUUGACCAGAGAGAGUGGAAGCAUAUACUUCAUCACUUCCGCUGGCGAAAAUAAUUUAUAAUUAUAAAUUAAUAAACCCCAAAAAUAUAAACGAAAAUGGAAGAAGACGACGAAGAAAAGACGCAGAAAUCUCGGAAGCAGCAGCAACAGGAGGAAGACGACGACAAAAAACAAAGACGAGACCCAGAGAUGUCUUCUAGAUCAUCGCUUCACUCACUACCACCAACGACCGUUGAUUUACCUCCUGACUCACCCAACACCGUCUCUUCAAUCCCCGAUAGCCACGGAUCUUCUCCUCACACAGUCGUCCCAACUCCUUCCGUAGCUUCCGUCGCCACGAAGAACGAGACUCCUUUCAGGGUUACUAACGCAGACUUGGCGGAGCAGAAACUCGGCGAGAGCAGGAGGCGGUUAAGGCCGAGCUUCUCCACGACUCCGCGUGAAUCGAAAUGGACAAGUUUCGUGAGGAAGGCUUUGCUUGGGUUUAGGGUUACUGCGUUUGUGUCGUGUCUCGUCUCCUUCUCUGUUAUGGUUGCUGAUAGAGAUAAAGGAUGGGCUCGUGAUUCUUUCUACAAAUACAAAGAGUUCAGGUUUUGUUUGGCUGCGAAUGUGAUUGGUUUUGUCUACUCAGCUUUUAUGAUAUGUGAUCUCGUGUAUCUGUUAUCUACUAGUAUUCGCAGAUCACGACAUAACCUCCGACAUUUCUUGGAAUUUGCUCUUGAUCAAAUGAUAGCGUAUCUUCUUGCAUCGGCUUCAACUUCAGCUUCGAUCCGUGUAGACGAUUGGCUAUCAAACUGGGGAGCAGACAAGUUCCCAAGCUUAGCUAGAGCAUCUGUCUCCUUAUCUUUUGUCUCCUUUGUCUCAUUCGCUCUCUGCUCCUUGGCUUCCGGCUAUGCCCUUUGCUCACUCCGGUCUAUCUAACAGACGAUCUCAUUUUGUUUUAAGUGGUAACAUAUAAGUUGCAUCCUUAUGUAAUUGGUUUAUAGAAAGGCACUUGACCCUAAAACUCUCUAUAAAGAAGAGGGUCCAGUUUCUUAACAUUUCAAAAAACUAAACUUUUCUUUUAUAUGGUGGAGGAGUUUUAGUUUGCUAGCUUUCAUGUUGCAGAAUAUUUCGUCUCGCAAAAGAUAGUGUGGAUCCUAUUUAUGUUCUUUUUGUUAUUGUUC